Molecule: messenger RNA, 670 nt
Organism: Vitis riparia (riverbank grape)
Lineage: Eukaryota; Viridiplantae; Streptophyta; Magnoliopsida; Vitales; Vitaceae
Product: auxin-responsive protein SAUR67-like
Exons: 1
Coding region: 69-482 (137 amino acids)
Biological process (GO): response to auxin
Source: RefSeq, a predicted model, not a curated record
AAAUCUUCUUUUCUCUUCUUUCUCAAAGUCAUCCAUCCAUAGUAUAGAGAGCCAAGAAGCUAGUCAAAAUGGCAAGGAAGUGGCAGAGGAUAGCAGCCCUUGGGAGGAAAACAAUUUCUUCACCAAGAACCAAAGUUGACGUUGAUGCAGACAAUUGUAGCACAUCAGUGGCUGACAAAGGCCAUUUUGUUGUGUAUACCACUGAUAAGAGGCGGUUUAUGAUUCCCUUGGCGUAUCUCAGCAAUAAUAUCUUAAGAGAGCUCUUCAAGAUGGCUGAGGAGGAGUUUGGACUGCAAAGCAAUGGGCCUAUAACUCUGCUUUGUGAUUCAGUCUUCAUGGAGUACAUACUCCCACUCAUCCAACGAGGUGUAGCUAAAGAUGUGGAGAAAGCCUUGCUCUUCUCCCUUGCCACCAGUUGCUGCUCACUAUUGCCUUCCCAUCAAGAACAUAUGAGCCAACAAUUACUUGUUUGUAGCUAUUAACUGUAAUUUGUAAUGAUCCACACAAUUGUAUAGUGAUACAUACUUUACAAUUGCCAAAACUUUUCUCAGUUUUUCUUCCAUUAUAAAGUAACUAAAUAGAGUUAAGCAGCAUUGAUAGCCAACAGGGUGGACAUGAUUUACAUUGUUCUCCUGGUGGCCUUUAUCAAGAAGUCUGGUCAAUAUCAACU